AACACGUUGAAACCAAAAAAAAAUCAGAAGGAACCUGAAACUCGAAAACAUCAACAUCUCAAUUCUCAACCACACAAAUCUCAAGUUUCCAACUUUUUUUUUGUUCCCUUCGGAACAACGAUCUAAAACUCAUUCAAUCAUCUCUUUCCCGGAAGAAGUUAAAAAAAAACGAAAAAAAUAAGAAUGAGUAGUAAGAUGAUGGCGUUUACUCUAUCAAUCCCUAGAUUUUCUGCAAUUUCACACAAACCCAUCAACACUUGUUCUCCUUCGAGGACGACACACUCUGUUCCUCACUUCAGUCAUGCACGAUCCAAAUCUCUUAGACGAAGACUUCUCUUAUUGCCCCUUCAAGCUUCUACUGAUCAAUCAGGUCAGGUGGGUGGGGAAGAUGUUGAUAGCAAGAUCUUACCUUACUGUAGCAUCAACAAGAAUGAGAAGAGAACGAUCGGUGAAAUGGAACAAGAGUUUCUCCAAGCGAUGCAAUCGUUCUAUUAUGAAGGCAAAGCGGUUAUGUCUAAUGAAGAGUUUGAUAACCUUAAAGAAGAGUUGAUGUGGGAAGGAAGCAGUGUUGUCAUGCUAAGUUCUGAUGAACAAAGAUUCCUUGAAGCCUCAAUGGCUUAUGUCUCUGGAAAUCCAAUCUUGAGUGAUGAAGAAUAUGAUAAGCUCAAAAUGAAACUAAAGAUGGAUGGAAGUGAAAUUGUGUGUGAGGGUCCAAGAUGCAGUCUUCGUAGUAAAAAGGUUUACAGUGAUCUUGCCACUGAUUACUUCAAAAUGUUCUUGUUAAAUGUACCAGCAACUGUUGUUGCUCUCGGACUAUUUUUCUUCCUUGAUGACAUUACGGGUUUUGAAAUCACAUACCUGCUCGAGCUUCCGGAGCCAUUCAGUUUCAUUUUCACAUGGUUUGCUGCGGUGCCUGCAAUUGUAUAUCUGGCGCUAUCACUAACCAAACUGAUCAUCAAAGACUUCUUGAUCUUGAAGGGCCCUUGUCCAAACUGUGGGACAGAGAAUGUAUCCUUCUUUGGAACAAUACUUUCAAUCUCCAAUGAUGGUAACACAAACAAAGUCAAAUGCUCCGGCUGUGGAACGGAGAUGAUCUAUGACUCAGGCUCUCGUUUGAUCACAUUACCAGAAGGAGGCAAAGCUUAAAAACCUACAUGCCAAGGGAAAUGUGGAAAUGUAUGUAAAAACUGAUAUUAACAGAUGAAGAAGGUGGAAAAAUCAAAGAAGAAGAAGAAGAAAAGCAAAAGAGUUUGUUUGUGUUGCUCUGUUUUGUAUAAUCUUCAGAUCUUUUCUUCUAGUUCUCAUUGACUCAUAUUGUGUUUGUAAAGUAAUUGUGAGGCGCAAUCAGAGAAAAACAUUGUAUGAUUACUUCUUUGAGAAACCUUGCUCUCAUAAGCUAGAAAAGUAAUAAUAAACCAUGAAGAAUUGCACAAACAUGUGUAGUUUUGAAA
Molecule: messenger RNA, 1451 nt
Organism: Capsella rubella
Lineage: Eukaryota; Viridiplantae; Streptophyta; Magnoliopsida; Brassicales; Brassicaceae
Product: PGR5-like protein 1B, chloroplastic
Exons: 11
Coding region: 184-1146 (320 amino acids)
Biological process (GO): photosynthetic electron transport in photosystem I
Cellular component (GO): chloroplast thylakoid membrane
Molecular function (GO): oxidoreductase activity, acting on iron-sulfur proteins as donors
Source: RefSeq, a predicted model, not a curated record